Messenger RNA from Prorocentrum cordatum, 2108 nucleotides. Lineage: Eukaryota; Dinophyceae; Prorocentrales; Prorocentraceae. The record is from the annotation of a GenBank genome assembly.
CCGAGAGGCCGCGCCCGACGGGGGCCGAGUCCGCGGCGGCGGAGGCGGGCUGGGGCGUGCGCUGCGCUGCUGCCGGGAGGCCGCUGGCCGCGGUGAUCAGCGACGCCGCCCCUCACGUGGGCAGCGACGCGUCCUCCGAGGACGCCGACGAGCGGGCCAGGGGCUUCGUGGACGAGGAUGGCGACCUCGAGGGCGAGGAGGGGCUGGAGAGCGCGGCUCCGACCGCCUCGGCCACGGCGCGGUCGCCCUGGUGGGCGCUCCCAGAGGCGUCGCUGCCCGCGCCGGCCGCUGCCCCCCCUGCGCCGCCCUGGGCCGAGCUCGAGCGCGCGGCCGCGCCGGUGGCGUGGGCCGCCAGCGGCGGCGGCGGCGGCUCGGAGCUCGCCCCGCCGGCGCUGCUGCCCGUCAGCCUCGCCGAGCUCGAGCGCGAGGCCGCGCCGCUGGGGUGUGCUGCUGGCGGCGGCGGCGGCGGCGGCGGCACGGAGCUCGACCCCGUGGCGCCGCUGCCCCUCGGCAUCGCCGAGCUCGAGGCGCGCGCGGCCGCGAUCGAGCAGCAGGAGUCGCGGCUGCGCCUGGAGUACGACGCCGAGGUGCGCCGCUGCGCCGACCUGCGCGACGCUGCCGAGGUCGCCGAGGGUCGGCUGGCGCAGGCGAACGGGCCGUCUGGCGCGCUGCAGCAGGCGCGCGAGAUGCUGGCCGCGGCGGACGAGGACGAGCUGGCGUGCUGCGGCCGUCUGCUGGACGGCAGGCAGCGGGAGGUCGAGCAGCUCGAGGGGCAGCUGCACGCCCUGCAGCUAGAGCUCCGGCGAGCGCAAGAGUCGGACCCCUCCGCGGUCCUGGAGGCGCUGGAGGCCGCGGCCCGGGACGCCGACAGGGAGCUGAGCGCACUCCUUGCAGGAGCGCGAGAACGGGAGGAAGCGUUGACCGCCCUCGACGCAGACCUCAGGGGCGUGCUGGACUACAUGAUGCUGGCGAACGUGGCGGCGGCGGGCGGCCCUGGGGCCGCGGCACUCGGCCCAGAGGACUUCUUGCCGAGCGACGUCCGCGCAGAGUUGGGCCUCAGCGAGCACGGGGCACGGCACCUGGCGGACCUGGACGGCAAGUACGAGUCCCUCGCCGUGCAGUGGGCCGCUGAACAGGCCGCCCGGCGCGCCGCCGAGCGCGCCGAGGCCGCGGACCGGGCGGCGUGGGCCGCCCAGGUGGCGCUCGCCCCCGCCCUGGCGCAGGACCCCGCGCGCCCCGGUGACGGCGCGCUGCCAGCCGGCUGGCCCGCCUUGCUGCCUCCGGGCGCGGGCGCCUGGGCGGCGGCUCCUGGGCGGGCGCAGGGUGAGGACGAGGAGGCGCCGGGGCUCCUCCUGGCGGAGGACUGCACCGGGGAGGUGGAGGAGGAGCUCUGGGGCGCCGACGCGCGGCGCCAUGGCGCGUCGACCGCGGCGCUGCCGCGGGGGCCUGCCAGCGUGGGCGAGGCCGCCGCCGCCCGCAGUCUGGAGGAGGAGGGCUGCGUCCUGCAGGCGGGCGUCACCGAGGAGCUGCGCCUUCUCGCCGAGGCGCUGCGGCGCCCGCCUUUGCCGCGCGGCGAGGACGGCGGGCCCUCGUGGGCGCUCGCCCGCGCGGCGGCCCGCGGCGACGUGGCGCAGGCCCGCGAGGCGCUCCCCCCGCCCGGCACGGAGCCGGGCGACGUGCUCGGUUGGUCCGCCUGGCACGUCGCGGCGGCGUACGGCCAUGUCGGGGUCCUGGAGGUGCUGAAGGACGACGUGGUCAACACGGGCGCCCACCAUCUGGCGGCGUGCCAGGUGGACGCGGCCAGGUCCCUCCUGGCGGGCAUGGCCCCCGUGGACUCGGCGGACCUGCGGGGGAACACUCCGCUGGUCUGGGCCUCCCUGGGCGGCGCCGCCUCGGCGCUGGUGCCGAUGCUGCUGGAGGCGCGCGCGGACUUGGAGGCCGUCGGGCCUGCGCUGCGGCCCGCGGUCUCCGCGGUGCUCGAGGCGUGCUUGGCCGCCUCCCCGCCCGCGGACGCCCUGGGCAGCCUGCUGCCCGACGCCGGCGGCUGUGGGGGCCGCCAGGGCGGCGCGUCGGGGACCACGGCCCCGCGCCCGACAUGCAGUUCGUAG